Messenger RNA from Closterium sp. Yama58-4, 1602 nucleotides. The record is from the annotation of a GenBank genome assembly. NCBI's taxonomy places the organism in Eukaryota, Viridiplantae, Streptophyta, Zygnematophyceae, Desmidiales, Closteriaceae.
AUGGGAGACGGUCGCCUUCCCGGGGGUGAUCGACUUUUCAAUGAAGCGGCGACGGAGGAGAAAGGCGAACGCGCUCGUCUGUCGUCGUUUGUGGGCGCCAUGGCCAUCUCGGAUCUUGUCAAGUCGACUCUCGGACCCAAAGGAAUGGACAAGAUUCUGCAGUCCACCAGCCGUGGAGGUGGGCUGAUGGUCACCAACGACGGAGCCACUAUUCUCAAGGCUCUACACAUCGACAACCCCGCUGCCAAAGUGCUCGUUGAUAUCUCCAAGGUGCAGGAUGAUGAGGUGGGCGACGGCACGACGUCAGUGGUGGUACUGGCGGGUGAAUUGCUGAGAGAGGCGGAGAAGCUGGUUACUGCAAGAAUCCACCCCAUGACCAUCAUUUCAGGUUACCGCAUGGCUCUGGAUUGUGCCCGGGAGGUGCUCAUCAGCAAGAGCAGAGACAAUAAGGACGACCCAGCUAAAUUCCGUGAGGAUCUUCUGCGCAUUGCCAAGACCACUCUGAGCUCCAAGAUUCUGUCCCAGGACAAGGAGCACUUCGCCUCGCUGGCAGUGGAUGCAGUGUUGCGUCUCAAGGGCAGCACCAACCUGGAGGCCAUUCAGAUCAUCAAGAAGGCCGGUGGCGCCCUGUCCGACUCGUACCUUGAUGAAGGCUUUAUUCUGGACAAGAAAAUAGGGGUGGGGCAGCCAAAGCGGAUCGAAAACGCAAAAAUCCUCGUUGCAAACACGGCGAUGGACACGGAUAAGGUGAAGAUCUACGGCGCCCGCGUGCGCGUCGACGGUAUGGCGAAAGUCGCCGAGAUCGAAGCAGCCGAGAAGGCCAAGAUGCGGCAAAAGGUGGAGAAAAUCAUCGCACAUGGAAUCAACUGCUUCAUUAAUCGGCAGCUGAUUUACAACUUUCCGGAAGAGCUCUUUUCGGACGCGGGGGUGAUGGCAAUAGAGCACGCGGAUUUUGAGGGGAUUGAGAGGCUGGCGCUGGUGACGGGGGGCGAGAUUGCGAGCACGUUUGAGGACCCGGCUGGAGUGAAGCUGGGGCAGUGCAAGGUGAUCGAGGAGAUCAUGAUUGGAGAGGACCGCCUGAUCCACUUCUCGGGGGUGGCGCUGGGGGAGGCAUGCACCAUCGUGCUCCGAGGUGCCAGUUCACACGUCUUGGAUGAAGCAGAGAGGUCGCUGCACGAUGCGCUGUGUGUUCUGACAGCAACAGUGGCAGAUAGCAGAGUGGUGUGGGGCGGGGGCUGGCCUGAAGUCAUGAUGGCAACCCGAGUUGACGACCUUGCUCGCCGCACACCGGGAAAGCGCGCUCUAGCAGUGGAGGCAUUCGCGUCUGCCCUUCGCGCCAUCCCCACCAUUAUUGCCGACAACGCUGGGCUCGACAGUGCGGAGCUGGUGGCUCACCUGCGGGCAGCCCAUGCUGAUGAGAACAGCCGUGCUGGCAUUGACGUUAUCACGGGACAGGCUGGUGACAUGGAGGUGUGUGGGAUCUACGAGUCUCUCAAGGUGAAGCAGGCCGUGCUGAUGUCAGCAACGGAGGCAGUGGAGAUGAUCCUGCGUGUUGAUGACAUCAUCACCAAUGCUCCUAGAAGGCGCGAGGAAAGGCUAUGA